AUGGCCUUUACAGAAAUUGAUUCAUUUGUCAAAGCAAACGAUUUUAAGAAAGUUAGACAGUACUGCGAAAAUUUAGAGAUUGAAGGCAGGGUACAUUCGAAACAUCAAUUGGAUACAAUCAAAAGCUACUAUGGAAUAUAUAUGCUUACUUUAUUAAUCGAAAAUGAUAUUGUUAACGCCAAACUUCUCUAUAAAAGAAUUCCUCAAGAUUUUAAAAAUUCAAACCAACCAUUAAAAAAUAUUUGGAAUAUUGUAAAGAGUAUUUCACAAUCAGAUUCAACUUCAACAUAUAAAGCUCUUUCAGAAGGUCUUGGUGAUGACUAUGCUCCACUCUUAAAUACUCUCAAGAAAUUAUACCAAUCACGUACAUUUAAUCUUAUUUCUGACGCAUAUUCAUCUAUUACUGUUAACGACUGCAGUUCAUUUUUAGGACUUUCAAAUGAUGAUACUAUUUCAUUUACCACCUCAAAAGGUUGGACCUUCGAUAAAGAGUCGAAUACUUUAAAACCAAUCCCAAUCCCAAAAAUUUCAUCAGCAUCUCCAAGUGGUAAUGAACAAAUCAAAAGUUUGGCUGAUUAUGUACUCUUUUUAGAAAAAUAA
Molecule: messenger RNA, 600 nt
Organism: Dictyostelium purpureum
Lineage: Eukaryota; Evosea; Eumycetozoa; Dictyosteliales; Dictyosteliaceae
Exons: 4
Coding region: 1-600 (199 amino acids)
Biological process (GO): COP9 signalosome assembly; protein deneddylation
Cellular component (GO): COP9 signalosome
Source: RefSeq, a predicted model, not a curated record